AUGUCUGACACAGAGGAUGCCACAUAUGAAGAGCAAUCAGAUGGUGGAGAGGAAGAUGGAGGAGACGAGACAAAGCCUAAGUUAAAGCCUAGUUUCAUGCCCGGCCUAGCAGCCCCAAAGAUCCCAGAUGGAGAAAAAGUGGACUUUGAUGACAUUCAUCGAAAACGAAUGGAAAAGGACUUGACUGAGCUCCAGACUCUGAUUGAAGCUCACUUUGAGAAGCGCAAGAAGGAGGAAGAAGAGCUUGUUGACCUCACAGAUCGAAUCGAGAAACGCAGGUCGGAGAGAGCAGAGCAGAUGAAGAUCAGAGCAGAGAGAGAGAGAGAACGGCAGAACAAAUUAGCUGAAGAGAAAACGAGGAAAGAAGACGAAGAGGCCAAGAAGAAAGCAGACGAUGAUGCGAGGAAGAAGCUGAUUCUGUCCAACUUGAGUUUCACUGGAUACAAGCAAACACAGACCGGGCCAAAAAGACAAACGGAGAGAGAAAAGAAGAGGAAGAUCCUAAAUGAUCGACGCAAAGAGUUAAACAUUGAUCACAUGAAAGAAGACAAACUCAGGGAAAAAGCUAAGGAGAUGUGGGACUGGAUGCGCCAGCUGGAGGCAGAGAAAUUUGACCUUCAGAAUAAGUACAUGAAGCAGAAGUAUGAGAUCACCGUGCUGAGAAACCGGGUCAGUGAUCAUCAGAAAAUUUCAAAGGGUACUAGGAGCAAGCGUGGACUGAGGAAGUAACAUCUGACAUCAACUGGAGGAAAACCGGC
This is a messenger RNA of Xiphias gladius (swordfish), 758 nucleotides long. RefSeq names its product troponin T type 2b (cardiac) (gene tnnt2b). Gene Ontology annotation, biological process: cardiac muscle contraction; sarcomere organization; regulation of muscle contraction. Gene Ontology annotation, cellular component: troponin complex. The record is from RefSeq and is a predicted model, not a curated record. Gene Ontology annotation, molecular function: troponin I binding; tropomyosin binding; troponin C binding. Bases 1 to 729 code for a protein of 242 amino acids. NCBI's taxonomy places the organism in Eukaryota, Metazoa, Chordata, Actinopteri, Istiophoriformes, Xiphiidae. The transcript is spliced from 12 exons.